UGUUUGAUGAUCUCAGUGGCUCAGUGUCCUUGUCCUGGGUUGGAGAUAGCACUGGGGUCAUUCUAGUCUUGACAACCUUCCAUGUCCCACUGGUAAUUAUGACUUUUGGACAGUCCAAGUUAUACCGAAGUGAGGAUUAUGGAAAGAACUUUAAGGACAUUACAAAUCUCAUCAAUAACACCUUCAUUCGCACUGAAUUUGGCAUGGCGAUUGGUCCAGAGAACUCUGGAAAGGUGAUUUUAACAGCAGAGGUGUCUGGAGGAAGUCACGGAGGAAGAAUCUUCAGAUCAUCAGACUUUGCAAAGAACUUUGUUCAGACCAAUCUCCCCUUUCAUCCUCUGACUCAGAUGAUGUACAGCCCUGAGAAUUCAGAUUAUCUCUUAGCCCUCAGCACUGAAAACGGCCUGUGGGUGUCCAGGAAUUUUGGGGAAAAAUGGGAAGAAAUCCACAAAGCAGUGUGUUUGGCCAAAUGGGGAUCAGAAAACAUCAUCUUCUUUACCACCUACAUGAAUGGCUCCUGUAAAGCUGAUCUUGGUGCACUGGAAUUAUGGAGAACUUCAGACUUGGGAAAAAGCUUCAAAACCAUUGGUGUGAAGAUAUACUCGUUUGGCCUUGGGGGACGUUUCCUUUUUGCCUCUGUGAUGGCUGAUAAGGAUACAACAAGAAGGAUUCACGUGUCAACCGACCAUGGGGACACAUGGAGCAUGGCCCAGCUCCCCUCUGUGGGGCAGGAACAGUUCUAUUCUAUCCUGGCCGCUAACGAUGACAUGGUGUUCAUGCAUGUGGAUGAGCCUGGAGAUACCGGCUUUGGCACGAUCUUCACCUCAGAUGACCGGGGCAUUGUCUAUUCCAAGUCUUUGGACCGGCAUCUCUACACCACCACUGGCGGAGAGACAGACUUCACCAAUGUGACCUCCCUCCGGGGCGUCUUCAUCACAAGUGUCCUCUCGGAAGAUAACUCUAUCCAGACUAUGAUCACUUUUGAUCAAGGAGGAAGGUGGAAGCACCUGAGGAAGCCUGAAAACAGUGAAUGUGAUGCUACCGCAAAAAAUAAGAAUGAGUGUAGCCUUCAUAUUCACGCGUCCUAUAGCAUCUCCCAGAAGCUCAACGUCCCUAUGGCCCCGCUCUCGGAGCCCAAUGCCGUGGGCAUCGUCAUCGCUCAUGGCAGCGUGGGGGAUGCCAUCUCAGUGAUGGUCCCAGACGUGUACCUCUCGGAUGACGGGGGUUACUCCUGGUUGAAGAUCCUGGAAGGACCCCACUAUUACACUAUCCUGGAUUCCGGAGGCAUCAUCGUGGCCAUCGAGCACAGCAGCCAUCCUAUCAAUGUGAUUAAGUAUUCCACAGACGAAGGCCAGUGCUGGAAAACCUACACCUUCACCAGGGAGCCCAUCUACUUCACUGGCUUAGCCUCGGAGCCUGGAGCUAGGUCCAUGAACAUCAGCAUUUGGGGCUUCACGGAGUCUUUCCUGACGCGCCAGUGGGUGUCCUAUACCAUCGAUUUUAAAGAUAUUCUUGAAAGGAACUGUGAGGAGAAGGACUACACCGUGUGGCUGGCUCACUCCACAGACCCCGGGGACUCCGGGGACGGCUGCAUCCUGGGCUACAAGGAGCAGUACCUGCGCCUGCGCAAGGCGGCCGUCUGCCAGAACGGCCGGGACUACGUGGUGGCCAAGCAGCCGUCGGUCUGCCCCUGCUCCCUGGAGGACUUCCUCUGUGAUUUUGGCUACUUCCGUCCAGAAAAUGACUCCAAGUGUGUGGAACAGCCAGAACUGAAGGGCCAUGACCUAGAGUUUUGCCUGUACGGAAGAGAAGAGCAGCUAACAACGAAUGGGUACCGGAAGAUUCCAGGAGACAAAUGCCAGGAAGGAGUGAAUCCAGUUCGCGAAGUAAAAGACUUGAAAAAGAAAUGCACGAGCAACUUUUUAAGUCCAAAAAAGCAGAGCUCCAAGUCAAAUUCUGUUCCGAUUAUCCUGGCCACUGUGGGAUUGAUGCUGGUCACGGUCAUAGCCGGGGUGCUCCUUGUGAAGAAGUACGUCUGUGGGGGCAGGUUCCUGGUGCACAGGUACUCUGUGCUGCAGCAGCACGCGGAGGCCAACGGCGUGGACGGCGCCGACGCUUUGGACACGGCUUCGCACGCUGAUAAAAGCGGUUAUCAUGAUGACUCAGAUGAGGAUCUCCUGGAAUAGCUCCUCGAGGGAGCUGGGACCAAGCGUGGAUGGUGGAACCACAGUACCUCUUACACUCCCUGUGGUUCCAACUUAGGGAAAUAAAUUUCCCUUUGCAAGGGACCCAGCUCUGUUUCUGCUGCUUCCGUCAAAGCCAAAAGGACCUUCACUAAAGAAAUGCAGGGGGGACCCUAAACACUCACAAUUGGCUCUGCAAAGGGGGGGUAAUUUUUAAUUCUUUAACUGUUUGUUUCUACUUCUGUCUUUCUGCAAAACAUAAGCUGUUUGGUUUUGGUUCUUAAGGGAAACAGAAUGGAUGUUGAAGGGAAAGUGUGACUAACCCCACGCUUGCAUGUGCUGCACGCCCUUUCCGCGGGGCACCUGUCACCCCAGCUCGACUGUCCCGAUGCUGGCCCUGGGCUCCGCUGGUGGCAGAGCAGCUGCAGAGAUGAGCGCAGAGGCCACAGUAACUGGCACCGCCUGGGCAGCCCCUCCCUUCCGGGGCUGCAGCAUUGCACACCCGCUGCACACACUGACCCUGCUUGUCCCCCUAUUUUCAGGGACCACAGGCCACAGUGGUUUUCCCUUUUCAAUAGGCAGUGCCCUUGCUAAUUGCACUUUGGCAACUAACUUAACCAUGUGCUUCCAAAACACUAAAUCAGGAAAAGUAAAGGGCAAUAUUUUUAACUUGGGGUGGGAGGAAGGGAGCAGCAGAGAGUUGACUAGACGUCGCACCUACUGAAAGGGAGAGUCUUGCUUCUUCUGACGCCUCUCAAGCCACUUUGUGCGUGUGCCAGGGAUUUGUUCAAGGUCGGCUGCCUGGGUGCAUGCCCAGCUCUGUGCGCCAGCUUGGGCUGAUGGCGGUGUGCAUGGCGCACCCGCAAGAGCUGGCCCUCACCCUCUUCCGCUUCCCCUCCAAUCAUGUGGGCUCCUGGUCACUCAUGGUAACGGCUGCUCAUCUGCUUCCUCUUAGGUGAUGGUGGUGGUACAAGGAGCCAGAACUAGAAUGUGGUUUUAGAUUUAUAGGCUUUAAAAAAAAAAAAAAAGAUGAGAAUUUUAUUAGCAGACUCUCCUCACCCCACUUCCCCAGCUUUGCCAAGUAAUUUACUGGCAUGGAACUUUGGCAUGAAUCAAAUUAAAACAUACUUCCACUCUAGCUGAUGCUUUGUAUGACACAUUGAGCUCAUGUUUUUAAAUUGGGGAAGUUUUCCAUUUGACAUUUUUUAAAUUAAGUGGAUUAUGGAAUAGAGUGAGCUGGGGGUGUCACGUGGUAAUGGAAGACUGCAGUAGUUUGAAUACAGCUUGAAUAUUUGCUAUAUAGGAGUGUAGUGUAGUAAGUUUUCAUCUUAGUCUUCUGUGCAGGUCACAGUUUCUCCCAAUGAUUAUGAGUGAUCAGAAGAGCCUUUGGUAAAUGCCAUUUUGCUGCUAGUUUAUUUUAUGGCUAGAAAGUCAGUAAAAAGCAAAUGUGCCAAAUUAACUUUUAUCAGACUGUGUGAGCAGAUGGCUAAGUUCUCUCCUCUCCAGAAUGCAUUAACAGCAGCAGGGGAGGUGGGGGAGGGAGCGCAUGGAGAAUUUUAGAGACUUCGUAGCUGCAGUAAAAUUAAACAAGUCAGGGAGCUUCAGUUAGAAAUGAACUUAGGGCUGUUUUGGCGAUGAGAAUUAAUACUUGUUAGAGCCAAAGCACUAGUCUUUUAGGAAAAGCACAUUUGUUUUGCAUAUUUUUUUAAUUAAAAUAAUUCCAAAGACUCACCAGCUCACAGAUGAUGAGUGGCGGCCCUGGCCCCAUCACCUCCUGCCCAGAGCAAGCCGAUGCCCAGAGAAGACACCCCCACACACACAACACUGCUCCCCACGCGUGGGCCUCUGUACCUGCGGGAGUCCCGGCUUCAUUGUAAAAUGUAGGAAGGUUCAUAUUCUCUAAAGAGAAGACUGGUCCUCCGAAGACAUCUGACGUCUGUAGAACCUGGCAAUGUCCAGAAACUGUCACCUGCAUCAUGUCAUCUGAAUUCUCACAUUCUUAACGAAUUUCUUUAAAUGCCAUUUUUUGGAAAACGGGGUUGGAAUCUCCAUUUUUUGGAACGAUGACUGAUACUGAGCGCAAACAUUGUGUCGUUAUGAGGAAUGCCAGUCUGCUGUCUGUAGGAGACAAAAAGGUUAAUGCCCUGCUGAGCGCCCCAGCAGACCCUGCCUGGGUCUGGCUGGCUCCUCUCAGGACAGGGCCGGGCAUCUCUCAGAGCAGUAUUUAGCACUUUGCCAUAUGAGUGAACAGUUAUUUCAUGGCUAAAAAUUAAAAUAGUGGUAAUCUUGAACAUGUGUUUGGAAACUGCCUUUCUCCUCCCGGGGGUCCCAUUAAGGGUUCAGGAGUGGGGCCACCACUGGGGAGUCCCCCCUCCCACGCCCCAGCCCUGGCCAGUUAGCAGGGUUUCUGCAUCGGCUAGUCACUCACAAACUCCUGCUCCCUGCCAGGGAGUAACACAGACUACACUUUCGAAGAUCAAAAUGAUUUCUAAUUUUUCUUACUGGUGUGAGGUUCCAAGCGUUGUCUUUGAAAGUUAAGCAAAUUCCCAGGCUUCCUGGAGCAGAAGAGAUUAUUUCUGGAAGUUUCAGCAAUAGAAUUUUGCAUCAUAAGGUAGCUAGACAUACAGACUAUCCAAAGUAGCCUGAGUUCCAACACCCAGGGGAGAACUCACCAUCCUUCCUGCUCCGGGGACAGGUGUCUUGAGCCUAAGGGGCAUGUGGUUUGCAGUGAGACUGGGGAGCAGACAUGCUCACAGCUGGGCUGUUCUUUGAAAGGGAGCACUGCUCAGCAGCAAGCGUGGGGGUGGCGGCAGCUGUAGGUGGGCAUCUGCCACCACGUGGCUUUCCGUUGUGUGUCUCUCUAUUUGCCCCUGGCUCUACUUGCCCAGGCUUGGUCUGACACAUCAGCAAUGUGCUGGCACCUGCACUCCUGGGCUGGCUUCCUAACCUGUAGCCGCUGCCCCCUGGCCUCGUCACUAUACUGUGGUAGACGGGUGCAGGGCCUUCCACGACCACCCCAGGUGGCAGGGCCGGCCUGGCUCACGUCCCUCACUUCCCAUCAAAUCCAGCUUUCCUUCCUGGAAAGCUCUAGAGAGCCCUGCCUCCUGCACACACACACCCCCCCAUAGCAGCCUCUGAUGCCGUAUGAAGCCUAAUGAGCAGAUCCGCUAGACUAGGAAGCGAUUCAGCUUUUCCACUUUGCUGCUACAUUCCGUCAAGCAGGAAAAUAAACUUGGACUUAAUUUUCUUUGAACAAAACCAAAGUUUCAGAUUUGCCAGAGGAUGGAGUGA
Molecule: messenger RNA, 5474 nt
Organism: Condylura cristata (star-nosed mole)
Lineage: Eukaryota; Metazoa; Chordata; Mammalia; Eulipotyphla; Talpidae
Gene: SORT1
Product: sortilin 1
Exons: 19
Coding region: 99-2186 (695 amino acids)
Biological process (GO): vesicle organization; endocytosis; Golgi to endosome transport
Cellular component (GO): Golgi apparatus; membrane
Molecular function (GO): protein binding
Source: RefSeq, a predicted model, not a curated record